AUGUCAGAUAAUAUUCCUGGUGGUGGUGUUGUUCCUGGACAAUAUAUCACACCUACUUAUAAAUUAGAAAACAAUGAUUCAUCUAUACCAGUGAAAUAUAUACCUGGACCGGGGACAAUAAUAUCAAAUAUCAAUAUACCUACCACCACCACCACCACCCCAACAACAACAGCAACCAGUAAUUUAAUAAAAUCAAUGCCAAUUAUAGUCUCAACCAUAUUAGGGACAGUGUCUAUUUCACCUAUUGAUCAAACACAAUCAACAUCAUCUACCAAUAAUGAUGAUGAUAUGAUUAUUGAUCAUGAACAAACACAAACUAAACAAGAUGAAGAUAAAUAUGUCAAGAGUUAUUUAGUCACAGUGAUACCUAAAUCAACUAAACUUCAACCCACUACGACCACCAAUAACUCUGGUGCUGUAUCUUCAAUUGCUUUACCUAAAGAAAAUGAUAUCGUAUUAGUUCGUAUUACUAAAAUCACCAAAAUUCAAGCAUAUUGUGAAAUCAUAUCAUUGGAUACUACAACCAACAUUUUACUGGAUUCAGGUAUUAGUAGUAAUGGUAAUGGAUCACAUGUAUCAAUGUCUACUACGGGUAGUAAUUCUCAACAUUUAUUUAAUCAAAAUUCUAUUGCUUGUAGUCAAUCAACUAAUCAAUCAGUACAAAUUUAUGAAUUGGGAGAAAAUUUUAAAGGAAUCAUUAGAAUUAAUGAUAUUAGAUCUACUGAAAGAGAUAAAUUGAAAAUAAUUGAUUGUUUUAAACCUGGAGAUAUUGUUAAAGCUCAAGUUAUAUCAUUAGGUGAUGGAUCAAAUUAUUAUUUAUCAACUGCUAAAAAUGAAUUAGGAGUAGUAUUCGCUAAAAGUGAAAAUGGAGCUGGUGAUUUAAUGUAUCCUAUAGAUUGGCAAAAUAUGAUUGAUAUUAAUAGUGGAAUUAUAGAAAAACGUAAAAAUGCUAAUCCAUUUUUAAACUAA
Molecule: messenger RNA, 969 nt
Organism: Candida dubliniensis CD36
Lineage: Eukaryota; Fungi; Ascomycota; Pichiomycetes; Serinales; Debaryomycetaceae
Product: exosome non-catalytic core subunit
Exons: 1
Coding region: 1-969 (322 amino acids)
Biological process (GO): RNA processing
Cellular component (GO): nuclear exosome (RNase complex); cytoplasm
Molecular function (GO): RNA binding
Source: RefSeq, a predicted model, not a curated record